AUGCCUACCAAAGCGGCCCUCCUCCUCCUCCUCCUCGCGUUGGCGGUGGCCGCGGUGAGAGCCUCCUCGUCCACGCACAACUCCACGAAGAAGGUGGUGGCGGUCGCGGAAGGUUUGGUCUACUGCCAGAAGUGCAAGUACGCGGGCACCUGGAACCUGCACGGGGCACGGCCCUUGGCGGGCGCCAAGGUGACCAUCACCUGCAGGGCCCCCCACCGAAGGGUCGUCUUCCACCGCGCCGUCUCCACCGACAGAAACGGAUACUUCUACUCCUCGCUCGAAGGCGGACGCGGGGGCCACUUCGACCCCGUCAAGGCCUGCGUGGUGCGGCUGCUGGCCUCGCGGGAGGCGACGUGCAACAAGUUGACUAACGUCAACUACGGGAUCGAAGGCGCGGCGGUGCGGUGUGAGAACAAGACGUUCGCGGGGAGGGAAUACGUGAAGGAUUUCUAUGCGGCCGGACCGCUAGCGUUCAGGCCUGUUCGCUGCGCCCCGAGGUACUAG
This is a messenger RNA of Zingiber officinale, 504 nucleotides long. Its product is annotated as non-classical arabinogalactan protein 30-like. The transcript has a single exon. The coding region runs from base 1 to 504 and encodes 167 amino acids. Lineage: Eukaryota; Viridiplantae; Streptophyta; Magnoliopsida; Zingiberales; Zingiberaceae. The record is from RefSeq and is a predicted model, not a curated record.